Molecule: messenger RNA, 3374 nt
Organism: Scatophagus argus
Lineage: Eukaryota; Metazoa; Chordata; Actinopteri; Scatophagidae
Product: GTPase IMAP family member 8-like
Exons: 5
Coding region: 225-2093 (622 amino acids)
Molecular function (GO): GTP binding
Source: RefSeq, a predicted model, not a curated record
GCUGCAUGGCAUCCGGAAAUGUGACUCCAAAAAGAUCUUUCCACUCAGUUCCUCUGAGUUAAACUAUGCUGCUAGUCCUGUUUGGUGAUCAAGGAAGAAGUUAUCGCAAAAAAGGAAACAGUGACAGAAACAGUGAGCAACAGCUCUACACCUUAAACCAAAAGACGUAGAGGAGAUGUAACCCAUCAGAAGCCUUUUAUGUUAAUUAUUCGUUUUUACAAAUCAUGGACAAAGCUUCAUCUGUCAAAGAGCUGAAUGCUGUGCUUGUGGGAUCAAACAGCUCCCGUAAGUCUCUCGUUGGAAACAUCAUCUUGGGAACAAAGGUGUUUGAUCAAGGAGAUGUAAAAUGCCGUUAUGAGACGGGAGAGGGAGAAGUAUGUGGGCGAAGAGUCACGUUGGUCAAAGCCCCCGGGUGGCUCCGAGGAUAUGACCUCUGUAACACACCCGAACUCUUCAAGACAGAAGCGACUCUCAGCGUCAGACCUGGACUGCAUGCUUUCAUUCUGGUGAUUAACGCUGAACUGCCAUUCAAGAACACAUACAAGAAGGCAACACAGAAGCACUUGCAGCACUUUUUUGGUGACAAGGUGUGGGAUCACACGAUCGUGGUCUUCAUUCACAGAGGCUGUCUAGGCCACGAAACCAUUGAGGAUUACAUCAGACAGGAAGGUCCGCCGCUCCAGUCACUUCUAGAGUCUUGUGGUAACAGAUAUCACCUUCUGUGUGAUGACGGCACAGACAACAAUGAGAAAAUCAAAGAGUUGUUUGAGAAGAUUGACACCAUGGUGGCAGAAAAGAGUUGUUACCAAAUCGACAGCACGCUGGUGGCAAAUGCUGAGUCCAACAGAAGGGAAGUGGACAAAAAAGCUGAGCAGCUUUUACUGCAAUCACAACGGCAAAGGACAGAGCUCAGAAAACUCCUGACAGAGCCAAAACCCAACCUGAGAAUCUUGAUGGUUGGGUGGGUGUUUUCUGGGAAGAGUGCGUCUGGGAACAGUAUUCUGAGAGCUGAAAGGUUUCAGGCUGGUGAAAGAACAGAAGAAGCCUUACAGCAAUGUGGCAAAGUGUCUGGAAGAGAGGUCAUGAUUGUGGACACUCCAGGAUGGUGGAAAUUCUUCCCAGCAUCGUUCACCCCUUCACUCCUGAAGUCCGAGAUUUUAAAAGGGGUUUCUCUGUGCUCGCCAUCACCCAAUGUCAUUUUGCUGGCAGUGCCGCUUGACACAUCGUUCACCGAAGAUCAACGACGGGUCACAGAGGACAACAUGAGGCUACUUGGACAGACAGUGUGGAGACAUGUCAUCGUGGUGUUUACAUUUGGGAACAGUUUGGGGGACAAAACUAUUGAGCAGCACAUUGAAAGUGAAGGAAAGCCUCUCCGUUGGCUGAUUGAGAAAUGCAAUAACAGGUAUCAUGUCCUUGACAAUACGCAUGCACCCGAGGAUCAGAUAGUGGAGCUGCUGGAGAAAAUGGAAGAGAUGAUAGCAGGAAACAGCUGUUUUUAUCUCAGUGCCAAUCCUGAUGCAGAUGAUCCACAACCUCAGGAUGACAGAAGUGACAAAUCAGCUGAAAACAAAGAUGAGACCACAGCCGAGGAGAUCACAAGACAACUUACCAUCGAAUGGGACCGCAACAACUGGGAAAAACACCACAGCACAGACAGUAUGACACUAUUACCACCGCACCUGAGUGAUGAUGGGCUGAGUUCUUCAGAAUCAGAGGAAGAACAAACUGAGCGCCAAUCUGAAGAUGACCAGUUUAGGACCAGUUUUGAUGCAGAAGAAGAAAAUGACGGAGACGCAGAAUCUGGCCCUCUGAGAAGAUGGAGCAUGCUGCUGGAGAGGGAGUGGAGCAGACGAGAGGUGGCCAUGGAGCAGGCUUCCUGGAACUACUUCUGCAAUCCUGUCCAUGCAGACACAUCCGAGCCAGACAGUAUCCUGCUGCUGGAAUCAAGAAAAAAAGUAAGAAAGUGGCUGGAAACCCAAACAUCUGGGUAUGGGACAUCCUCCUCCACUAGCCUUAAAUCAGUGGAGAAGGAAGAAUUAAACAUGACAGGACAUUUGGAGGACAGUCACGAAAAUACUACUAACUACUAACUACUAUUCACUCUGACUACUUAAUUGUUAGUGUAACCCCCGAAUAAAACUGAACUGUUACAACUCUAACAUCUGUAAUUGAGAAAAAAUAAACAGCUGAAAAUCAGAUCACUGCACCCUGAACGUCAACAGAAGAGCACUCCUCAGAGAUAAGGUGCUUUUUCAAGGAGUUACCACAUAAAGUCAUGGAUAUGAAAAGUUAAAAAUGUCACGGACGGGAAGAGGAAGAAGGAGAAUAAGCUAAAGUAAAUAGAGGAUAGAGGAGCGUCAGAUGACGAGCGACAAAGAGUGCGAAGAACUCCGUGGCUGAUUUCUACUGAGGGCUUAGCCCAUCAGCAGCACCGUCAGAGAGGAUUAGGAAGACCAGGGAUUGGCAUCAGAACGGCAAGAUGGGAUCUCUCUGUUAUAUCAGAAUUAACGUUAAUCCAGAGUUGAAGCCUCUACGUCUCACACAGAGACGGGCAUCGACACGUGUAAACACACAAUCACUUCACUUCACCAUUUACUAUGGUAUAUGCUUUCAUUCACCAUAUAAAUGCAUCCUUAAACAUCUAAUGGCUCUUAUGCACGCAUGCACACACAAGAAACAAAGGAAGAAAGACGAGGUUAAUGAACAAAGGAGGCAAAGGUAAAAGGAGAAGAAGACAAAGAAGAGUACAUCAGUGAUAAUGGUUUCUAUGUAUAUGACAUCUGAACCUCCUGUGUUCAGUCUGAAAGCAUCUGGUAAUCAGUCAGACUACAGCGUUCCUCCCCUGACAUGCUGCUCAUUAACGAAUGUCUGUCAUGGUGGUUUCUUUCUAAACUCCUUUUUGCUCUUAUUGUUACAUAAACAUGUUAAAGACAGCUGGCCCGUGGUGUGUGGUGGAAUUAAAAUAAGUGCUUUUAUACAUUAUCAGCUGCUAUCGAGGAGUCCUUACAUUGAGAGGUUCUAGGGUGAAUAAACGACAACAGGAUAUUUUUUAUGUUCACAAUGUAAAUUUAAGAGAAAAUAUUACAUUUACUGAUAACGAGGCUCCAUCAGGUCUUGUGUUGGUGAGAUAACCAACUGUGCAUAAGCUGUGUAGUGACUGUGUAUAAAGCAUUCUGAAGUUGAAGGGACUUUUCAUAUGCUACUGGUUCCUGUUGUGACUUCUUCACAUGGGUGUUUCCCUGACAAAUGCAUUGAUAGAACAGAAUCUCCUUCCCCUUCGUUUAGUGGGGAUGCCAUUGUGAAUCUUCCAGGGAAUUAGACUGCUGCUGUGCUGCUGCUGCUUUGCAAAAUAAAGCAAACCUCAAACGUUA